Molecule: messenger RNA, 1653 nt
Organism: Vicia villosa (hairy vetch)
Lineage: Eukaryota; Viridiplantae; Streptophyta; Magnoliopsida; Fabales; Fabaceae
Exons: 7
Coding region: 183-1424 (413 amino acids)
Biological process (GO): chromatin remodeling
Cellular component (GO): Ino80 complex
Source: RefSeq, a predicted model, not a curated record
CCCUAACAACAAAACUCUUCAAUUCCAUGAAAUCACAAAAGAUAAAAUGCAGCUGCUACUACAUUGCCUUUAUAUUAGAAACAAAUUGGAGUCCCACCGAAGUCGCCGGAAAACGAAAGGUUCGCCGGAAAACACAGGCCGAGUUUUAACCGGUGAACGGAAGGUUACAGGGAACAGUGAGAAUGUCCAGGCUUGUGAUUGAUUUCACUGUGAAGAAGAAAAGAAGUAGUGUGCGACUCAAACCUAGGGCUAAUUGUGAUGCAAUAUUUAAGAGAUACAUUGGGUGGUUACCAAAUGCUGAGAAUGAGAGUUUGAGAGAUACAGUGGUUGUUUCUGAUGGAUUAGGAAGUAAUAACAAGCUGAAGAAGCUAAAACUCAAGUUUGGGGGUGUUACUCAUACUAUUCAUACCAAGUCUGGUUCUGAUGGUCGAAACCCUAAGGACAACGCAAAUACUAAUGAUCCCCGUUCUUCUGAUAAGAAGAGAGAUGUUGGGGAAAAAUCAGUUAAGUUCUCAAGAACUGAAUCUUAUUUUGCAGCUGAGAAUCAUUCACAUAAAAGAAAGUUAACUGGACAACAUGCCCGUAAGAGCAAGCCAGUUACUGAGAGAUGUGCCUUAGGUGUGGGAUUUAGCGACGAAGAGGGUGAAGAUGCAGAACUUCAAUUUCUUGAAAAAAUCAAUUCAUCAAAAAGAUCAGCUAGUCGUUAUAAAGAUAAUCAAGGAGGCACAACAUUGCGUGGCAUUUGUAAAGAUGCAUUAGAGAAGAAGCAUCGGGAUCAGGACUAUGUGGAAGAAGUCCCAACAUCAAGUGAUGAAUCAAUAUUAGAAGGGAAGAAGCCAAAGAGGGAGUCUGUUGAUUUGGUUGUACGAAGAAACCAAUCCACCCGCAGUAAUCGUAAUUGUUCAGUUGACUCUUUCAAUGAUAUGUUACCUGGGCCAGUUGCAAGCAUUAUUGACAUCUCAGAUAAAAAGGCCAAAUUGUCAGAGGAGCAGCUAAUCAAGAAAACCGAGGCUGCAAAGAGACGGAAAAUUCAAGCAGAGAAGGCAGCUAAGGAGGCUGAGGAGGCAGCCAUUAAGAAGAUACUUGGUCAAGAUUCUGCUAAGAAGAAGAAAGAGGACAAGAUGAAUAAGCGCAGGGAUGACUUAGCAAAGGAAAAAUCUAGUAAACCCUUUCAUCUAGCAUCUCAAACUGUUCGAUGGACUAUGGGUCCCAAUGGAACUGUUGUAACUUUUUCUGAAGACAUGGGUCUACCAAGUAUCUUCCAAGCAAUACCGAACAGUUAUCCUCCCCCGAGGGAAAAGUGCGCAGGUCCAAACUGCACUAAUGCUUACAAGUAUCGGGAUUCCAAGUCAAAGCUUCCUCUUUGUAGUCUUGGUUGUUACAAGGCAAUUCAUGAAAAAAUCUCACCUGUGGUUGCAUGUUAAUCCUUGUAAAUAGUAGAAGACUAGAUUUAGACAUGGGAAAUGCAUGGAUUAAAUAGUGGAGCAAAUAUGAGAAAAUAGUUGGAUUUGAUUUUUGCAAGUGUUGGCCAGGAGGAUAUGUGUGCUUAAUAUGAGAAAUGGUUAUCCAAAUGGACCUAUUUAGCUCAAUUCUGUUAUGUUUGUAUAUUCAUUGUGUUUCAUCUCAUGGCAAUUGAAACCCUUUGUACAUUUA